This is a messenger RNA of Lachancea thermotolerans CBS 6340, 1335 nucleotides long. RefSeq names its product Mgr1p (gene MGR1). Gene Ontology annotation, cellular component: mitochondrial inner membrane. Bases 1 to 1335 code for a protein of 444 amino acids. The transcript has a single exon. The record is from RefSeq and is a predicted model, not a curated record. NCBI's taxonomy places the organism in Eukaryota, Fungi, Ascomycota, Saccharomycetes, Saccharomycetales, Saccharomycetaceae.
AUGUUUUCACAAGAAUUGCAGAGCUUUCAUUUAUGUUCCGUGAAAAAGCAUAGGAUGCUUUUUAGUAUUUUUAAUAUAACGAAUCCAUUGGUGAGUUCCUUACAUUACGGAUCACCGCUUCGCUUUAUUUGCUCUCUAAUGGGCUUGUAUUCGCCACCCGACGGAUCCAAGGCACCGAACGCUCCAGCGUUGGCCCAAAAAGAGGCACCAGACAAGCCAAACGAUGGAGCGCUUAUUAAGUUUUAUCCCAGACCAAGCCUGGGAUUACGUUUCUGGGGACCGCUAGUUCCAGCUUCUGAUAACCGGGAGGGGUUAUGGACACUUGUUGGUAUUCAAACCGUAUUUGGGCUGCUCUGCCUUAGGAGAUCAAGAAGCAUUGGUUCAAGCAUUGUAAAACGAGAGAUCUCUAAAAUACCUAGUUUGAACAGGUUCUCGGUCACUAGAGGGAGCAUGUAUGUGUCAGAACAUGGGCCUACGGCAUUCGGGAGUACAAAUUCAUUCAGCAGAAGGGGCUCAAACCUUUGGGGAUUUUUGCGCUCUACAAAAUUCAUCGCAUUGAGAAAAUCCCUGUAUUUAGUUGGUGGCACUUUGCUCCUCAGUCAAUCCCUGCUCGAGGCCUGUAGAUUGCAGAUUCUAAAGUAUGACCCUUGGUACGAGGAGGCACGCUCGGUGCGGGAGAAGCAAUUCUUCAACAACAUUAUCAAAUAUUACCACGAAGGGAUUGACCCAACAAAGUUCAAGGUCAAAGAUGCUUCAAACGGAGCGGUUUUACCGCUGAGCAGCCCCGAGGUCAAACAAAGUGUUGCUUUUGCGCGCGCAACUCUGGAAGCAGAUAGCUGGUUCACGUCGUGGUUUGGCCCAAUCGAGUACAAACCUAUGUCAUUUACUGAAUACCUCGACAGGCUAGAAUACCAUCUAGAGAUGACGGAUUUCAUUAGGAAUGGGCGCAAUAAUGAUGCUGCCUCGCAAUUGCUGGGUAGGCCCCUAUCACAUGGAACAGCAGAGCUAGAAGAACUGAUACAAAAGAACCGAAGCUCACGUAAGAAAAUCGGUAAUUUGAUGGAAUCAGCACCUAGGCAGAGUAUGCCGGUAGUUUCUGGUCAACGUCAAAGUUCAUUGAAAGGUAUUCUGCUGGAUCCGAACAUUCAAAGCUCCGAAGACAUAGAUCUUGACGAAACUUGGUCUGCCUUCAAUCCAUGGCUGGAUUUGGCCUUAGAGACUUCACUAAGUAUCAAAUUCUUGCCUACUGUUUUGAUGGCAGAUGAUGCCACCGGAGAUUCUAGUAUAGACCAUUCCUCUGAGGAUGAUUCAAAUGAUCCUAAACCAAAUUACUAG